GUUAUCACGAUAAUUUGGAAUAGUAGCAUAUUACAUAAAUUUUCAGUGAAUUUCGCUAAAUAAGAGCAAUUUUCGAAAAAUUUGCUCUUUUUUUCAAAAAAAUUACAAGAUACUAAUAUAAUAUGCACGAUAAAUUAGUAGUUUGUCGGCAUCAGCCAUCAAAGAAGUCAAUCACCUCUUUGAGGUCAAUGCCUCCUGACACUUUAGACUUCUUGGUAGUUAGUAUAUAUAUUAUUUAUUUUUAUUUUAAUCAUAUUCUUUUUUUUUCACUUUCCUCCUCUCUUUCCAACUACUUUCUUUGUUCAACCCAUUCCUUGUUAUCAUAUUCUUCAUGAAAUUGCUGAAACUGAGCUGAUAAUAAAGAUAAACCCAAGAAAUAUGAAGAAAAAGCUUCUAAGUGCCUUCUCAAAGUCGCAGUUAUUCAAUUUAACACUGUUUCUCCAGUUACAUCUGUUUCUCUCUUUAUCUGAAAAUCAUUUUGGGGAAUGUUUGCCAAAGAAAUGCGGCAACCACAGUAUAACAUAUCCAUUCCAUAUUAUAAACCAGCAAGAAUCUUAUUGUGGGUAUCCUGGUUUUGAGGUGUCCUGUAAUAAUGAUAGAAUUCCUUUGCUGAAUAUAUCAGGGAAUACUUAUUUGAUAAAGAAUAUUUGGUAUGAGAGCAUGAAGUUUCAAAUCAUAAACUCUGCUUUGGUUGAUAGUAUUGCAAAAACAAGUGAUUGUUUUGAUUCGCUUAAGAAUAUGUCAUUCAGGGACGAAAGAUUCAAGUUCGCAACGAAUCACAGUGAUAAUGUGCUCCCAAAUUGCUCAGAAAAAGUGUUGGAAGAGAAUAAGGAAAAAAGGGUGAAAUGUGGGAGUUUAGCAAUGUAUAGGAAUGAUUCGAAACUGCAGGAUUUGGUGGGACAGUGUAAUGGUGUUGUUAUUGAAGUUCCAUAUAAUGAUGAGGAUAUGAAAGAUGGGAGAAUAACAGAUAUGUUAAAAAGUGGAGUGUUUCUGAACUGGAAGGCUUAUAACUGCACAGCUUGUUUGGCAACUAACGGGCAGUGUGGAUAUGAUGCAGAUAAUAAUCAAUUCAAUUGUUACUGCCCUGAUAGAACUCAUGCUCUUCAAUGUGCUCUACCACAUGUUCAACCUGGUACUAGAAAGGUUCGGUUGUUGCAUAUAAUUCUGGGAAUAGGUGGAGGAGUUAUGCUUUUGCUUGUAGCAUUCAUGGCCAUCUGGCACUGCAAGAAGCUGAAUUUCGGUCACUCGAAAUAUGUGUCUCGGAGUGCUUCCCUUGACCAUAGUGCAUCGGAUCCCGAAAAGGGAAAUGUAUACUUUGGUGUGCCCCUCUUUACGUACAGUGAACUUUUAGAAGCCACUGACAAUUUUAACGAGUCUAAAGAGCUUGGUGAUGGAGGCUUCGGAACAGUGUAUUAUGGAAAGUUAAAAGAUGGAAGGGAAGUUGCAGUGAAACGUUUGUAUGAAAAGAGCUUCAGAAGGGUGGAGCAGUUCAUAAAUGAAAUUCAAAUACUCACCUGUUUGAGACACCAAAAUCUUGUAUCUCUAUAUGGAUGCACUUCCCAGCACUGCAGGGAACUAAUCCUUGUAUACGAGUACGUGGACAAUGGCACAGUGGCUGAUCAUCUGUAUGGUGACAAGGCAAAACCCGGAUUACCGACCUGGCCUGUUCGUCUCGGAAUUGCCAGAGAGACAGCUAGUGCACUCUCUUAUCUCCAUGCAUCUGAUAUUGUUCACCGUGAUGUCAAAACUAACAACAUUCUCCUUGACAGCAGCUUCAAAGUUAGGGUGGCUGAUUUCGGGCUUUCUAGACUCUUUCCUACUGAUGUAACCCAUGUGUCAACAGCACCGCAAGGGACUCCUGGGUACGUUGAUCCUGAAUAUCACCAGUGUUAUCAGCUCACAGAUAAGAGUGAUGUUUACAGCUUUGGUGUUGUUCUUAUUGAGUUAAUAUCUUCUUUGCCCGCAAUUGACUUGGAGAGGCAUAAACAUGAGAUAAACUUGUCUAACUACGCCAUGAAUAGAAUCCAAAGGUGUGCGUUCGAUGAGUUGAUUGACCCACAUCUAGGAUUUGCCUCGGAUUUCAAGGUUAAAAGAAUGACUACUUUGGUUGCAGAGCUUGCAUUCCAGUGCUUGCAGCAUGACAAAGAAUUCAGACCGUCGAUGGAUGAGGUUCUUGAGGUUCUGAACAGGAUUGAGAAUUCUGAUUAUGAAGAACUGCAGACUGAGAAGGCUAAAAAUUCCGAGGAAGUGUUGAAAGUAGAAAGUAGUAACCCACCAGCUUCACCUGUACAGGAUGAUCAGGCACAGGUAUUAAGUAAUAAUCGUCAGCGAUUACAUCCGCCUUCUCCAAUUUCUGUAAUGGAUAAAUGGGACAGUAGAUCAACUAUACAUAGCAUUGGCAAAUAAGGUGAUGCUUUUUCUUAACUAGAAAUUAUAAGAGGCACCUUGUGGCACCUCAGGCUCUACUGCUCUAGUGUAAAAUGAUGGAACUGUAUUUCCAAUAGAGAAAUGGUCCAUAACUGACUACUAUGCACAUAGUUGGAACUUUUUGAUGUAACAUAUGUAUAUAGGAGAUCAAGCUAUAUUUUUGCAACAGGACUUCUCCAAUUCAAAGAGAUCUGUGCUUUACUUAUUAUAGUAAAAAACCUUCAAAUUGUUGUAUUUUA
Messenger RNA from Beta vulgaris subsp. vulgaris (sugar beet), 2666 nucleotides. RefSeq names its product LEAF RUST 10 DISEASE-RESISTANCE LOCUS RECEPTOR-LIKE PROTEIN KINASE-like 1.2. Gene Ontology annotation, biological process: protein phosphorylation. Gene Ontology annotation, molecular function: polysaccharide binding; protein kinase activity; ATP binding. NCBI's taxonomy places the organism in Eukaryota, Viridiplantae, Streptophyta, Magnoliopsida, Caryophyllales, Amaranthaceae. The record is from RefSeq and is a predicted model, not a curated record.